Messenger RNA from Salvelinus sp. IW2-2015, 1049 nucleotides. NCBI's taxonomy places the organism in Eukaryota, Metazoa, Chordata, Actinopteri, Salmoniformes, Salmonidae. The record is from RefSeq and is a predicted model, not a curated record.
AUGAGAGUGGUGAUAGUGGUGAUGCUGAUGAUAGUGGUGAUAGUGAUGAUAGCGGUGAUGCUGAUGAUAGUGAUGAUAGUGGUGAUGCUGAUGAUAGUGGUGAUAGUGAUGAUAGUGGUGAUGCUGAUGAUAGUGUUGAUAGUGAUGAUAGUGGUGAUGCUGAUGAUAGUGAUGAUAGUGGUGAUGCUGGUGAUAGUGGUGAUGCUGAUGAUAGUGGUGAUAGUGGGGAUAGUGAUGAUGCUGAUGUUAGUGGUGAUAGUGAUGAUAGUGGUGAUGCUGAUGAUAGUGGUGAUGCUGAUGAUAGUGGUGAUGAUGAUGGUGAUGCUGAUGAUAGUGAUGCUGAUGGUAGUGAUGAUGAUGAUGAUGAUAGUGAUGAUGCUGAUGAUAGUGGUGAUGCUGAUGAGAGUGGUGAUAGUGGUGAUGCUGAUAGUGGUGAUAGUGAUGCUGAUGAUAGUGAUGGUGGUGAUGAUAUGUGAUGCCAUUCAGGCUCCCUGUGGAGUCAGUGGGGGGAGGAGUCUGCAGCCAUGCACACGCAACGCAUUCAUCAUCAGCAGUGUGGAUGGCAGUGCAGAGGGAGAGCCUCUGCGCUACAAUCAGAGUUUCGCCCUCAGAACAACUAGUGGCUUUGCUGGAGGGUGUGCCAAGAAGUCCCGCCUCCAGGAAGUGAUCAUGGAGCAUCAGGCUAACUUCCUGUCCUGGUGGAAGGUUCUACACAAUGACCCUCAGGAAAGACUGGAGCAUGAGGGGCUGCCUGUUCCUGCCAACAGUAAAGUGCUCAUCUCCCACUGCAAGACCAACCAGGCUCUGGCUGUUCUAGGACAGCACAUUCUGUGGACUCCGUAUGGUAAAGAAUAUGAGGUGACAGCCCACACCUUCCUGGACUCCCAUAAGGCUGAGCGAGACAUCAACCAUUGGCUGCUGCUGACCGCUGACCCUGCAGGGGCCGGGCUUACUCUACUGGACCACCCAUAGACACACAAUGGCAUUUAACACACACAACAGGGAAUAUGAAAUUAAGUGGCAAAGUCUCAAUAAAGGUUUGAUUCUGA